Messenger RNA from Purpureocillium takamizusanense, 1122 nucleotides. It is a transcript of the gene GAL80, whose product is annotated as transcription regulator gal80. The record is from RefSeq and is a predicted model, not a curated record. NCBI's taxonomy places the organism in Eukaryota, Fungi, Ascomycota, Sordariomycetes, Hypocreales, Ophiocordycipitaceae. Bases 1 to 1122 code for a protein of 373 amino acids. Gene Ontology annotation, molecular function: nucleotide binding. The transcript has 2 exons.
AUGGCCCCGACCCGAGUUGGCAUCAUCGGCUUGUCCACGGCUCAGAAACCCGGAGGCGCCGGGGCCUGGGCCGCCUCUACCCAUCUACCUUCUCUCCAGAGCCUGCCCGAGUACGAGAUCGUCGCACUCGCAAAUUCGACGGUCGAGUCGGCGAAGAGGUCCAUUGCCGCCCACAAUCUCCCGGCGACUACCAAGGCAUACGGAAGCCCCGAAGACAUUGCCAGCGACCCUGAAGUUGACCUAGUCGUGGUGUCCGUGCAGGUCGGGAAGCACUAUAAGCUUGUCAAGCCUGCUCUUCUGCAGAAGAAGCAGGUAUUUGUGGAGUGGCCGCUGGCCGUGACAAUGGACGAAGUCGAGGAGCUCGCUCAGCUGGCCAGAGAUGGCGACAUAGCCACCGCCGUGGGGGUCCAGUCUCGAGCAGCACCGGCCGUCCAAAAGCUGAAGGAGAUAGUCUCCAGUGGCCAGCUGGGGAGAAUUAUCAGUUCCACAGUUGUAGCGUCGACGGCAAGGAUUGACACGGAGAAAUGGCCCGAAAACUUGACGUAUUACUUGGACGCCUCGAGUGGAGGUAACGAGUACACAAUUGCCUUUGGUCAUUUCCUCGAUGCGUUCGUUCACGUCCUGGGUGGCCUCACCGACACGCAAGCCAUUCUGAAGACCCAAUACAAGACCUCACAGCUGGUCGGCUCCGACGGCCAGCUCCUAAAUCGCACAGUCCAGAAGACAGCUCCAGAUCACAUCCUCGUGCAAGGAAUCACCGAAGGGGGUGCUGUUGCAUCAAUUGCCUUUAGGAAACCCAAGGGCCCGGUUGACGACACCGGGAUUCGCUGGAUAAUCACCGGAACCGAAGGCGAAGCUUCCAUUGUAGGAGAUGGGUGGUGGCAGAUGAUGGACAAGGAGUUGAAGCUGCAAGUCAAGGUUGGCACUGAACCAACGCAGACGAUCGACUUUGACUCGUAUAGAGUCCCUGCAGUGGAAAAGGUGUCGCCACUGGCCGCGAACGUCGCCUCUUUAUAUGAUGGCUUUGCGAAGGGCGAUACGACAAAGUAUGCGACCUUCGAGUCCGCUGCGAGGACGCACCGCAUCCUAGAGAGGAUCAAGAAAGCUGCCAUUGUACAGUAG